Molecule: messenger RNA, 999 nt
Organism: Closterium sp. Naga37s-1
Lineage: Eukaryota; Viridiplantae; Streptophyta; Zygnematophyceae; Desmidiales; Closteriaceae
Source: the annotation of a GenBank genome assembly
AUGCAGCCUCUGGGGCAGGGCGUAUCUGAAGAGUCCGCUCCGCAACGAGGUGAUGGGGCGUAUGAGCCCCACUCACUCACACCAGGGUUGCAUCUCGCUCCUAUCCCCUCCUUGCUUCUCCCCCUCCUCAAUACCCACCUUUCUCUCCCUUCCGCUGUGCAGCCUCUGGGGCAAGGCGUAUCUGAAGAGUCCACUCCCCAACGAGGUGAUGGGGCGUAUGGGCGAGCACACCAAGCGCACUGGUGGAGGGCCCAAGCAACGCGCUUCAUGCUGCGGUGGCCGUCGGCCUACCUGUGCCACAUCAUCAACCGCAUCCCCUCCUUCUUUCCCUUCCCUCGCCCUGCUCGUUCUGUUUCCGCUCCCCGUUCAACCGAAGGCGCACUGGUGGAGGGCGCAGGCGACGCGCUUCAUGCUGCGGUGGCCGUCGGCCUGCCUGUCUCUCUGCCCAACCUCUCUCACUUCUCUCUCCCUUCCCCCUCCUGCCUCCCUCCUCCCUCCUCCUCCCACCAGGCGCACUGGUGGCGAGCCCAAGCAACGCGCUUCAUGCUGCGGUGGCCGUCGGCCUACCUGUGCCACAUCAUCAACCGCGAGCGCCACCACGUGUACGGCAUGCACGUGGCACGCCAGGUCGUGGCGUCCCGCAUGGACCAAACAAGCCUGCUGGCAGAGUCCUGGGGAAGCAGCAAGGUCACUAAAGAGCGACAGGAGCUUGGGGGAAGUGACGAAGCGUCUGAGGAGAUGGGAGGAGCUUGGGUUGAAGGGAGGGACGGCACCACUUCUUAUGAAGAGCGGCAUGGUCUCAAGAGCAGAGAUAAGUCCCCUGCGUUGCCUCAAAAAUCUUCGGAACAUUUUGACGGAUCGGGAACGAAGGAAGAAGGAGGUUGGAAGGAGGAGGAGGAGGAGGAGGAGGAGGAGGAGGAGGAGGAGGAGGAGGAGGAGGAGGAGGAGGAGGAGGAGGAGGAGGAGGAGGAGGAGGAGGAUGAGGGAGAGUGGGGUUGA